Phragmites australis (common reed) is the source of this 631-nucleotide messenger RNA. Its product is annotated as large ribosomal subunit protein eL22z-like. The coding region runs from base 79 to 468 and encodes 129 amino acids. Gene Ontology annotation, cellular component: ribosome. Lineage: Eukaryota; Viridiplantae; Streptophyta; Magnoliopsida; Poales; Poaceae. The transcript is spliced from 2 exons. Gene Ontology annotation, biological process: cytoplasmic translation. The record is from RefSeq and is a predicted model, not a curated record. Gene Ontology annotation, molecular function: structural constituent of ribosome; RNA binding.
AAGCCUAUCGUUUCCCUGCAGCCGCCACCACCAGACCGACGCAGCGGCACGCGCGGAGGAGUCAAGCGCGGCGGGGCGAUGGCGCGCGGCGUGGCGGCGGCGGCGAAGGGCGGCGGCGGAAAGAAGAAGGGCUCAGUCACCUUCACGAUCGACUGCGCCAAGCCCGUGGAGGACAAGAUCAUGGAGAUCGCGUCGCUCGAGAAGUUCUUGCAGGAGCGCAUCAAGGUCGCGGGCGGCAAGGCCGGCAACCUCGGCGAGGGCGUCACCGUCUCCCGCGACAAGACCAAGGUCACCGUCACCUCCGACGGGCCGUUCUCCAAGAGGUACUUGAAGUACUUGACCAAGAAGUACCUGAAGAAGCACAAUGUGCGCGAUUGGCUUCGGGUUAUUGCGUCAAACAAGGACCGCAGUGUCUAUGAGCUCCGGUACUUCAACAUUGCUGAGAAUGAGGGUGAGGAGGAGGAUUAGACGCACUACCUUAUUUAUGGCAUGUAAACUUUGAACUUGUUGGAGCAGUUAUGCUGUAGCCUUUGAAGGGAUGAGUUUUGAUGUUUAAAUUGUCAGCUGAUGUUUGUAAGCGUGGUGAACUCAUGUGAUGCUUAGAUAAUCAAGUUGAAGAAUUGCUGGUUCA